AAAGCUUUGGCCGAAGCCCUCGCUCUUUGCAGACUUAUGCUACUUCGUCCCAAACUCAAGCCCGCUAGGUUUGGGCACAGAAGGACAGUUGUACACGGGACAGAACGACAAGAUAAGUGAACUGGAAGGAAGGGAGAUACGAGUGGAGGGACAGAGACCAGAGGGGGCCUGGGCUGUCCGCAUGUCCGCAUGGGACGGGCUGCCGGCCGCGGCGCGGUGCCCGGAGACCCGGUGGGGGGGGCGGCAGUCUGCCCUCGCCCCAGGCUGCACGGUGGGAAGGGGAAGGAUAAUGUAACAAUUCCGGUGUUAUUUUAGCUCCAGGGGUACAAUAUAGUGAUUCACUAAACCCCCAAUUUCUAACACAAUGCCCGCCACACAGUAGGUGCUCAGCAUACCGUUUUCGGAGGGAAAAAGCAGCGCGUAAAGGGAAGUAUCGGUCGGAUUCCUCAGACGUUAAGAGGUUUGAGGAAUGGGCUCGUGCAGCUGUGGGGACUGGCAAGCCCCAAAUCUGUAGAGGAGGCCAGCGGGCUGGAAACUCAGGCAGCCGUGUGGGAGAGCAGCGAGGCAGGGUUCCUUCCUCCCUGGAAAACCUGGGCUCCUGAGGUUUCCUGCUCCUGAGGCCCUCGGCUGCUUAGAUGAGGCCUACCCACAUCAAAUCAACCGAUUGUAGAUGCCAGACCCUUUGCAAGAUAUUUUCACAGCCAUAUCUGCACCAGUGUUCGACCAAACACCUGGGCACCGGAGCUCAGCUCCACUGACCCGUCAACGGAACCACCCCAGCUGCAUCAACCCAAGGAGAGGACAACGGCCAGGCAAGACUGGAUGGUAGAAGGCGAGUGGGAAAGCCAUGAGAAGCCCACUUCCCCACACGGUGAACGGCAGAGUGGUGACGACACCCCUCCCCCCCCCAGAAGAUCACUGGUUACCCUCCUGCAGUGCACCUAGGCCCUCUGCUGGGUGCCGGGGAGCUACAGCACGCCCACGUCACCCUAAAGUGAGCCCAACAGCACGAGCAGCCAAGCGCACAGAGCCAGGUAAGCGCUGUGAUGGAGGCGCGGCCGCAGGGAAGCCUAGAGGGCGGAGAUGAGCUCACUGGGGUGACAGGACGCUUGAGGGAGCAGGCCCCUGCAGACACAGGAGGGGUCGGUGCGUCCCAGCCGAGGCAGGACCUGUGCACAGGCCUGGAGCACGGAGGGCUGAGCCUGGCAGAGCAGAGAGGGCUGGGAGCGGGGCACAGCCUCUGACCUCACAAUACCCAGGGCCCACUGGGCCGGCCUUGCCUCUGGCAGACCCUGGUGCCCUCCUCCCGCCCGGGCGAGGCCUGGGGCCCCGGGCAGUCUCCAGGUGCCGAGCCCCCGACCCGGGCUGCGCCCGUCCCGUUGCCCCGGGGCAUGUCUCUACUCGCCAAUUAUGAGGGGCUCCGGCAUCAGAUCGAGAGGCUGGUGAGGGAGAACGAGGAGCUAAAGAAGCUGGUGCGGCUCGUUCGGGAGAAUCACGAGCUCAAGUCGGCGAUCAAGACGCAGGCGGGCGGCCUGGGCAGCAGCGGCUUCGGCGCCGGGUUCGGCCAGAUGGCGGCCACUCCUCAACACCAGGGAAACUGUGUCUUCCUGCCCCCGUCCCCGGCAGCAGCACACGAGCCCGUCCUGGAAGAAGUGGGCGUUGUGGCUCUGGCACCCCUGGCCGACAUGCUAAACAGCCCGCAGCCUAGCCCCACGGCAGGCCCCAUCGUGAGCCCCCUGACGGGCCCCCUCAGCACCUUGCUGCCCGGUCCAGGGCCCGUGUCACAGAGCGGCCUGUUCUCCAGCAUCCUGACCGGCCCCCUGACUCUGAGCAGCCCCCUGGCCAGGCCCCUGGCAGUGGCCCCAGGAGGCACACUGGGCAGCUCCAUGGGCACGGUCUCCACCGGCCCUCUGAUUCCGAGCAGCACCCUGGCCGGCCUCAUGGCAGUGUCCCCAAGAGGCACACUGGGAAGCUCCAUGGGCCUGCCCUCCACCGGCCCCCUGACCCCGAGCAGCCCCCUGAUGGCACCUACGACAGGCACAGUGGCCAUCUCUCUGAGCAGCCCUCUGCUCACCUCCACAGCUGCCCCUCUAGGUGUUUCUCAGAACCUUGUGGCCAACCCCGUGAGCAAUCUGGUGCUGCCGGAGGCCCAGAGGGUGCGGCUGACAGAGCCGUUCCGAGGAUGCCCAUCUGGACCCCAUCCCUCCGCUGGAGCAGGGCCUGCUGGCACCACCAAAGUCCCAAUGUCCACUGAGCACCCACAGCCGACCCAGGACCUGGAGCCUCUCGGCGUGACAUUUGUGGGCGUGCCCUUGCACACCUCUACCCCCAUGGAGACCAAGGGCGCAGCUGGCCCCGGGAUGGCCUUCUCCUUCAGCACCUCGGACGCCCGGGCCCGGCCCGGUGCCCCCCAGGGACAAGCAGUUCCUGCCCCUGCCCCCGUCGCCCCUGCUGCUGCCCCCCAAGCUACCACCGACUACGCCUCCCCCGGCACCACCCACGUUGCCCAGUGCCCACCCCCGUCCCCCACCCGGGCACACCACCCCCCCACCCAGCCCUCAUCCACCCCGCACUCCCCUCCUCGAAAUCCCCAUUCCCCACCUCGAACCUCGUCCUCCCCGGCUUCAGUCCACGACCCCCGGGGUCCACGCGGCACAGAAACAUCUCAGAAAAGCAUGGUGGAGUUGGAACGGAAGCUAGCCCACAGGAAGAUCAGCAAGUUUCCGGACAGCCCCCGAGAGUCGAGGCAGCUGGCCUGGGAGCGGCUGGUGGGGGAGAUCGCCUUCCAGCUGGACCGCAGGAUCCUGUCCAGUAUCUUCCCCGAGCGCGUGCGCCUGUACGGCUUCACCGUCUCCAACAUCCCAGAGAAGAUCAUCCAGGCCUCCCUGAACCCCAGCGACCACAAGCUGGAUGAAGAGCUGUGCCAGACACUCACGCAGCGCUACGUAAGCAUCAUGAACCGGCUGCAGAGCCUGGGCUACGACGGGCGGGUGCACCCGGCGCUCACCGAGCAGCUGGUGAACGCCUACGGGAUCCUGCGUGAGAGGCCAGAGCUGGCCGCAUCCGAGGGCGGCUCCUACACCGUGGACUUCCUGCAGCGCGUGCUGGUGGAGACCGUGCACCCCAGCAUGCUCACCGACGCCCUGCUGCUGCUCUCCUGCCUCAGCCAGCUGGCGCAUGACGAUGGCAAGCCUAUGUUCAUCUGGUGAUGCCGGCUCCUGCCAGCCAGGCCCGCUCUGCCCCGCUCCUCGGUGCCAGGCCAUUAAAGCUUCCCACACACGCUA
Messenger RNA from Herpailurus yagouaroundi (jaguarundi), 3284 nucleotides. It is a transcript of the gene SPATC1, whose product is annotated as spermatogenesis and centriole associated 1. The record is from RefSeq and is a predicted model, not a curated record. Bases 1392 to 3209 code for a protein of 605 amino acids. Lineage: Eukaryota; Metazoa; Chordata; Mammalia; Carnivora; Felidae. The transcript is spliced from 6 exons. Gene Ontology annotation, cellular component: centrosome.